GCCAUCGUUGCUCACGCAUGGGAGAAUCUCAGAAUUUCUGUGUCGCACAUAAAUAGGCUCUAUGAGAAACAUGUUGGUUUAUUAUGGUUCCCGCAUUUGGUGUUAAAACAUGGCGUCCACUCUCCUCAAGGUUGCAGUUAGCGGUCUUUCAAGAAUUAGUUGUUAUGGACUCCUGAGAGCCCAUUCGACAACAUCUUACCUCCAUCAGGGCGUCCCUGGGUCACUGUGGAAGCUCGGCAAACUGAACCAUGUUGCUAUUGCUGUCCCAGACAUGGACAAGGCCACAGCCCUGUAUCGAGACGUCCUUGGGGCCACAGUGAGUGAAAAAUUACCUCUACCAGAGCAUGGCGUCUACACAGUUUUUGUGGAGCUGGGCAACACAAAGCUGGAACUUCUCCAUCCCCUUGGGGAGAAGAGCCCAAUUUCUGGAUUCUUGCAGAAGAACAAGGCUGGUGGAAUGCACCAUAUUUGUAUUGAGGUUGAUGACAUCAAUGCUGCGAUCAAAGACCUCAAAGUAAAGAACAUCAGAACUCUUUCGGGAGAGCCACGAAUAGGAGCACAUGGGAAACCAGUGAUGUUUCUUCAUCCCAAAGACUGUGAUGGUGUGCUAGUGGAGCUGGAGGAAGCAUGACGCAGAUCAAUCACUUUGUAUGUUGAUCCUAUAAUUCCAGAGAUUCAGCCGAGGUGGACAUGCAAUUUCACAGUAGUAAACAUAAGAUGAAAGAAUAUUACCACUGACUGUUUAAAUCCAAGUUGAGCAUGAUUAUUAUUGUAAAGACUAUUUUUAUAUUAUGUUGAAAAUGUUUCGGCUGUUUUGUAUACCACUUCCCACUAGAGGGAGGCACACAAACCUCAAAGCUACACUGCUAAAAAAAAACAUUGCUUGCAGUAGACAUUUCCCAUAAUGCUUUGUACGACCACACGCAAAGCUGGGAGGAGCUUAACUUUCAAAGGAAGUACAGUAGUCUUUUUACUUCUCUUGAAACACGCCACGACAUAGCUGAAUGGUUUGCUUUGUAAUAUGAAAUGUUUUAAAUAACGUAUAAUCUGUUUUGUACAGUAUGUAAAACUUUUUCACCCAAAUAUUAUACAAAACCUCAAUAUCAAAUUGAUUUAUACAAAGAGAUUUCAUUUCGGACUUUUUGUGUAAAGUAUCCUUUUUACAUUUUAAUCUUUCAGAGUGGCUAUGUUUUAAUGAUUUCAUUCUUUCGGUGCAUUGCGCAGAUCUUUCAAUAAAUCUUUUCUUCGACUGGAACUGGGGCCUUAGUAUGGUGGAGGGAGUUUUGAACUGCUCCAAAUAUUAUUCAAUGUUGGCACAAAACUGUCAGGGGUGUGGCCAGGCCACUGCCUUGUGAGCGACUGCCUGCGGCAGUGGCUCAUCACCUCCGCCUUGUUGUACCUAAUUAUGCCGUGAAUUUAAGGCUUGUGUAUUGUAUCACCAGUUGCCAGUUUGUUGUAUGAGACUGCAUUAGUCUGCGGGAGUAUACGAGGUUCUUGUGUAUUCACCUCCUCACGGCCAGCGUUCCUGUACCACCACACCCAAGUCUUGUUAAGUCUUGUUUUUGCCUAGUAUUUAAUUGACCUUGUUCUCAUGUUUUUGGACCUUAUCUUUUGCCACGUGUUUUUGUGCCUUUGCCUUUUUUGCUUACCUGUGUAUGACCUCAGCCUGGAAUAAAAGCACCGUCAAAAUAAUGUCACUCCCACAGGGUCC
Syngnathoides biaculeatus (alligator pipefish) is the source of this 1711-nucleotide messenger RNA. RefSeq names its product methylmalonyl CoA epimerase (gene mcee). Gene Ontology annotation, molecular function: methylmalonyl-CoA epimerase activity. Gene Ontology annotation, biological process: L-methylmalonyl-CoA metabolic process. Bases 110 to 631 code for a protein of 173 amino acids. The record is from RefSeq and is a predicted model, not a curated record. Gene Ontology annotation, cellular component: mitochondrion. NCBI's taxonomy places the organism in Eukaryota, Metazoa, Chordata, Actinopteri, Syngnathiformes, Syngnathidae. The transcript is spliced from 3 exons.